Molecule: messenger RNA, 1580 nt
Organism: Copidosoma floridanum
Lineage: Eukaryota; Metazoa; Arthropoda; Insecta; Hymenoptera; Encyrtidae
Gene: bou
Product: glycosylphosphatidylinositol anchored membrane protein boudin
Biological process (GO): positive regulation of voltage-gated potassium channel activity; regulation of synaptic transmission, cholinergic; sleep
Source: RefSeq, a predicted model, not a curated record
GUUGAUCGACGGGCUGGUACAUGUAUUAUAAUACACCCUGCAGCAGUAUACCGCAGCAGUUCGACUAGCAGUUCGACGUUGGAACGAUCGUUAAAGGAUAUAUAUAUAUGAUUCCGUGCUGCACGCCACAUAAUAAUAUAUAGGAUUCGCGAUCCUGUUUCGCCAACGAAACCAUCACGUACAAGAUCGAGUCGUAUCGUUUGUAUAGCGUGUAACACAAGUGCAGGAAGAUAUGUUUCGGCGAAGGAAAGUGAACAGCAGCGGUAACGGUACCUCGUGUUUGUUUGUCCUCGGGAUCCUCGGGGUUCUGAUGGCCCUACUGGAAACAGGUGGGAUCGGAACAAAGCGUUUCUGCUCAUCAGUGAAUUUGGGAAAUUAUUGCGACGAAGUGAAACAACCCGGGGAUCAACUGACCUACCGCACCUGCGUUUACACCUGCGACUCGGACGGUUGCAAUCCAGCCUCGAGGAUAUCGCCCUCCAGCCAAUUAAACGUCCUCCAAUUGACGGCGAUGCUCGUGGUAUUUGGCUCUUUUUACAGCAUGAGAUAAAAUUUACAUAGCGCCGCUGCCAAAAUGUAGGUAGUUGAGAUUAGAACUUAAAAAAAUUUUUUUUUUGCUUUUUUUUCUACGAUUCUGUACAUAUUUAUCUAUACUCACUAGUGGAUAAACGGUCUCAUUAUCUCAUUAAUCAAUGGUAGAACAAUAUAAUAUGCUAUGCACAUAGGGUAAUGAUGAAUUUUGAAGUCAUACAAGCUUAUACACGUAUUACUUUCAUUUAAUUGUCUCUUUAUUCGUUAAGAUGUUUUAUUAUUUCAUCUCCUGUUUGAAAUUAUUUCAAUCGAUGAUUUACAAUUCAAACGUAAAUACACUAUACAUUGUUUAAUUGAUUAUCUUUGUAUAAGUUGUCUUUAUGCAGCAUCGCAAUCGCAUGACAAAACCAAAUUUUUAUAAAAUUGAUGUGUGAGAGAGUGUGUGUGUGGGCUUGCGCUCGCUCGCUGGCGCGUUGGGUGUUUGUAUUCUAGUGUGUGAAAUAUUGUUUUUUUUUUUUUUUUUUUUUUUGCGUGCUCUUUACAAGUAACUCUCUUUUCUUUGGCAUUAUUGCGUUAAGCGGCCAAAAUUCAUCGAGUCGUUAAAUUUUUUGUAAGUAUAUAUCAAACCAAAAUCAUGCUGAUCCUCGUUCGUUAAAUUUUGGCACGCUUGUGACUCAUUUAAAUUAUAGUCGACAACAAAUUGUCAAGUUUUUUUCAUAUAAACAUACGCUAAUCGAUGUGAAAAAUAUAAAACGUAGAUUGUUAUUACAAAAUGCUUGUACAUUCCAUUUUUUUUUUUUUUAAGAACGGUAUUAUUACUCUGAUUCUUUUUUUUCUUUUUUUCCUUUGAACUAUGUUAGCAAAUAUGCAAAAAGGCAGUGUCUCUUUUUCUCUUUUGUUUCAUAAAGGCACGCUAUAUGCAUAUAUGUUCAAUUACUGUGUAACUAUACUAUUAAGAUUAUGUACGGUGACGACGAAUCUUUGUGAUGACGAACGAAUUUAUAUUUGCUGUAGUAGAAAUAAAAACUGGUAUUUUAUUACUUUCCAAA